GUCGGUUGCUGAAGGAGAGGGAGCGAGCGAUGCUGCCGCCGCCGCUGCUUCCUGAUUGGCUUUGGGUGGCUAUCUCUUCGUUCUGAUUGGCAGCUAGUGAGCAGGACGAUGCUGAGCAAGGGUCUGAAGCGAAAACGGGAGGAGGAAGAGGAGGAGGAGAAGGAAUCUCUUGCAGUUGAUGCCUGGUGGCUGGAUCCCGGCCACCCAGCAGUGACACAGGCAUCCCCAGCUGUGACUUCUAGCUCCCUCUUUGACCUCUCGGUGCUCAAGCUCCACCACAGCCUGCGGCAGAGUGAGCCAGACCUGCGGCACCUGGUGCUAGUGGUAAAUACACUGCGGCGCAUCCAGGCAUCCAUGGCACCCACAGCUGCUCUGCCACCCGUGUCCAACCCUCCUGCAGCCCCCAGCAUGGCUGACAACCUGCUGGCAAGCUCGGACGCUGCCCUCUCAGCCUCCAUGGCCAGCCUCCUGGAGGACCUCAGCCAUAUUGAGGGCCUGAGCCAGGCCCCCCAACCCCUGGCAGAUGAGGGGCCACCAGGCCGCACUGUUGGGGGAACUCCACCUGGCCUGGGUGCCUUGGAUCUGCUGGGCCCAGCCACUGGCUGUCUGCUGGACGAUGGGCUCGAGGGCCUGUUUGAGGACAUUGAUACCUCCAUGUAUGAUAGUGAACUUUGGGCACCAACCUCUGAGGGCCUCAAACCCAGCCCUGAGGAGGAGCCAGGCAAGGAGGAAGCUCCAGAGCUGGAUGAGGCCGAGCUGGACUACCUCAUGGACGUGCUGGUGGGCACUCAGGCAUUGGAGCGGCCACCAGGACCGGGUCGCUGACCCCUAGGGCUAAGGUGGUUGUCUGGUAUCUGAAUUGAGCCUGGUGGCUAGACCAACUCUCCUUUCAGAGCCACAGCUGGCUUCCCUAAUACCAAAAAAAACAGGGCAUGGGUCACUUUGGAGGGAUAGAAUCCAGUUCUGGGCAACUUCACAUUCGUCCUCUUGUCUUGGGGCUAGCCGAGGUCUGAGAUUGGCCCCUAAUGAUGGAAUGAUGGGUCUGGUAGCUGGAAUGUGAUAGGCCCAGGUGAAGUACUGGACUGAAUCUCCUGGGGUCAUAGCCUGGGCUGUUCCUUCCCUGGUAUGGGAAGAGACCCCAAUCAAUUUUUUUCAAAUUAAAACCAGUCUUGGGAAACCUUAA
Molecule: messenger RNA, 1183 nt
Organism: Otolemur garnettii (small-eared galago)
Lineage: Eukaryota; Metazoa; Chordata; Mammalia; Primates; Galagidae
Gene: SERTAD1
Product: SERTA domain containing 1
Exons: 2
Coding region: 109-825 (238 amino acids)
Cellular component (GO): nucleus
Molecular function (GO): transcription regulator activity
Source: RefSeq, a predicted model, not a curated record